CAAGCCAAAGAACUCAAGAGUGCGUCAGAUUUGUCUUGCCCUCCGAAGAUGAGCGUCACAGAUUUUGUUGAAUGUUUACUAUCCGAGCUGGGUGACACAACAACAUCCUCUCAGAGUUCACCCAUCAGUGACGAUAUCAGCUCUGAUUCAGCCUGUGGUGCAAGCGAAAGCAUGGCUGAUAAAGCACUUAAAAGAGCUAAGUCCUUUCACAGAAUUCCCAGCCUUAUGAAACUGUCAAAUAUGGCUUGCAAGAUGGAGACUUCCGUUCCUGGACAAACUCUGAGGAACGCGUCCUUAUAUGCCAAAAUCUUUGUGGAUGAGCUGUUAGUCCAACUGGACUCAUUUACGAAGUCUGAGGUAUCUGAGGAUGCUCAGUCAGUACUUGGACAAUGUUCCUCUGAUACAUCUCUCAUGUCUGAGUUGCUUGUAGACCAUUUAAUGGCUUACAUUCAAGAGGUCUCAGGUUCAUCCUUUGGAGACGGCAUACCUGCAACUGCUCUGGAUCGUCAGGUACCUUCUUUCCUUCAAAGCUUCUCAGCUAAGAGCCUCCAGAAAAUCCAGCAUGAGGAUACUCGGACCAAGGCAGCUCAGGAAGUGAGUAAAAUCUUACUCAAGUCUUCAAGCUUCCUUGUAAGUUCUCCACAUUCCCGGCGUGCUCACACUAGCCAAAGAGAUUGCAGUGUGGAACCAACUCCGUCUGAAUGUUUGGUUAAGGCAUUCGACCUCGUCGAUUCCGUCAUUGAUGGAAUUUGCGAACAUCUGGAUUCCACGAUAUUAUCCGAUGGUUUGAAAGAAACACGUUCUGAACCUUUGGAUUGGAUGGAAUCAGGUGUUGACGCCUCUGAAGGGAUUCUGUGGUACACUGCGUGUACUACUUAUAAAAGUGCGAUGAGACACCUAAGGGAUUUUUCUGCAAAGUAUCAGCAGAAAGCACCUAAGGUCGAUCUUUCAGAGAUCAGUGUUGGGGGAACUGUUGACAAGACAUUUCUGGCAAAUAAAGACCACCUUGGCUUGUUGUUGUCAAAUGAUCGCAGCUCAGAGGAACCAAACAUGGACAAACUUUCUUUAGAUCCAGACAGAUCUCGUCAUGUUGUGUCACCUGAGCACACUGUUUUACUUCCUGGGACCCCUACUCCUGAGUCAUCUAAGGGUAGAGGUAAGAUAUCACACCUUCAAAGACCAUCAGUGAUUGAUGAACAUGAGUCACCCAAGAGCAGAGAGGGGGUUUCAAUGGCCUCUUUACUGGGCACCAUGAUGGCCUCCCUGGGUUUGCAGAGCUCAGGUGCUUUUAACUCUCUUGAGGAGUUAGCUGCAGCAGCAAAAAGAGUGGAGGACCUGUUUUCGACCACAGCCCCUCAGGAGUUCGCCAAAAUGGUGCAGCUCAUACUGAUGGACAGAUUAACUUCUCUGAACAUGUCAGAGUCUGUUCUUGGCACGAGAAGACGGCAGAACCACACUGACCUACAACGGUCCUUUGCUUCUGAGUUUCUUGCUGAAUUUGCAGACGAGUCAGUAAAAUGUUUGCUCAUGUCUUGCAUGGCCCCUCGACCAGCUUCUACCACUGCUAAAGACAUUCCAAGUCUGGUGAUGCCCUUCAGAGUCACUCCUGAGAGUUUUGAGAUCUCAAGACCCCCAUCUGAGGUGUUUGCUGACACAAUGGAUCUGUUCUCCAAAGUAAUUGUGAACAGCGUGAUGGACAAAGUGUCGGCACUGUCUGAUCAUGAGUUGAAUGCUGUGGAUUCAAAUGCUGAAGAGACACCUGAAAGUGACUCACACAGCUCUGAAAAACUCAAGACAUCUCCUCCAACCAUUUCCGUGGAUGCUCUCCAUUGUUGCAUACGUGCAAUAUUACGCAAAGUACAGGAGAUGUCAUCCACUGGGGUUCAUGGAUCUCCUCUCUUAAUUGAUGAGGACCAGGUCCAGAAUGUUACGGACACAGUCAAAGGAAUUUUAGCCCUUUUUACUGCUGUCACAGUAGAAGAUGGAGAACAUGCUCUCAAAAAACUUCACCGCUCCAUCAUUGAUGCUGUGUAUGCAGAGGUUCUUCGGAGAAUCGGAUCCGAAAACCAGCUUAUUGAAGCUGUAAAAGCCCAGAGUGAGCUGUUGGCAGGAUCUCUGGCAGUCUCCAUCGUUAGGGCAAUUAAGAAUGCAGACCCUAAAGACUUGCACCGUCCUACAUUGGUUAAGUCUGGUUCCUCUCCCUCUGUCAAAGAGGAACCUUUGGUCUCCAGCCAGACCAUUGACGAUUUUUUGUUACCAAGCCAAGUGUCAAGCAGAUGCUUGCUUAAGUCGGACACAAAGGAUCAAGCCAGCCUGGCAACUUGGCUGGUUCUUCGAAAUCUGGCACAGUCAGCAGCACCUUCAUCAGACCUGACAAAAGAAGCGAGCUCCAACGAUCCGAAAGAGCUGAUUGAGAGAAUUCUCAGCGAGUUCUCUGCAUCCUCUGGUGCUGCAAAGCUAGAGGAAGUUCUAAGGGGUACGUUUGUUGAGCUCCUUCAAAGGUUUGGUAAGGGAGGUUCUCUGCACAAAGCUUUGAACCCUCUGGACUCUGCCUUUGACGAGGCCGUGAUGACUGCCUUACGGAAGCAUCUAGAUGCAGAUGCUUCAACUGCGGUGCCCGAAACAGGGCGGGCGAAGAACGGAAACUUGAAGAAGCUCAAGAACAUCAUCUUCCAUCUCAAGAUGCCAAAACUCAGCAUCUUCAAAAAGAAAUCCAGAAAGGACAAUAAUGACAGUCAUACCUCAGAUCAGGACCAUUUGCAGAGUCGCCGCACUGCUGAUAUGAGUGGAUCCAUCAGUGCGACUUCAAGAAAAGAGAAGCCUAGGAGAGCGUCUAUUUUCACCAGGAUGUUCUCCUGCUUUAGGAAAUAAGCUGCCUUGUGCCCCUUUCAGUUUGUUCAUAUAUUCCAUUAACAUCUUCAUAGUCUCUCUACAUGCUCCCAUUAGGCUGAAUCCUGCCAGAAAACAAAAUCACUUACCACGGUUAUCCUGACGACUCCCAGGUUUACCUCACUCUCUCACAAAAGCCUGUGGUCCCAUAGAUACUUUGAGUCAGUGCUCAGAGCAAAUCCUGCGACGCCCAGAGGAGGAUGGGUUCCCCUUUUGAGUCUUGGUUCCUCUCAAGGUUUCUUCCUCUUGCUCUUAGGGAGUUUUUCCUUGCCACUGUCGCUCAUUUGGGGCUCGGACCUGGAUUUUCUCUGAACCUGCUUUGUGACGCUCGUUGUAAAAAGUGUUAGAGAAAUAAAUCUUAAAUAGAAUUUUAGGAUCUUUUAUGUCCUCCAGCUAAAUCAACAAAGAAGUUGUUUUACUUGGCAGUGAGGAGGAAAGAUGACUGAAAGGUCAGUGCACACUUCAGAGCUCCAGUAUCUAAAGACCAAGUCAGAAACCUGGGUGUACUAAUGGAUCCAAAUCAAAGCUUUAAUCCAGCCUCCACAAAGUGCCUAAAAAACCUGAUAGGAAAACGCUGGUUAAAUUAAAGUACAGCACAAUAAUAUAUCUGCUGUAAAAUAUCAGCUGUCCAAAAUUCAGUUUGAAUUUUGGGAUAACACACUGAUUCCCCAAGCGAUGCAGGAUGUCAGCCUUCACCUGUUUAAUCCUAAAACUCUGUUUCUUUACAUAAACUGUAUUCAAUAUGUAGCAGAAACAGUUUUGGCCAAACAAAUGAAGCAUAAAAGUUCUUUUGGCUGCACUAAACCAGCUCGCCUGCUGCUCGAAGCUGGAAUCAGCUGCCCGAAGAUCUCAGAUUUGCUUGUAAUUUGUCCAUCUUUCACUUUCUGUUUAGACUUUGCACUUUUUUUAAUUCAUUUUAGUUUUUUUAUUUUCCCCCUUAUUUUAUUGUAUUGUUUUUAUUUUGCUUUUAUUUAGCACUUUGUAAAGCACUUUGAACUGCCCUUUUAUAAAUAAACAUGUAAUAAAUAAAUUUGCCUCCUGAAAUCUUAAUGACACCUUCAAAUUCAUGAUUCACACCGCAUCAUUUGUCAAUUGUCUAUUAGUAAAGUAAGUGUUAUGUGGGGUGUGCGGUAUUUCUUUUUGUGCUUCAGGUUUAGUUUUCUGUGCUGAAAAUGAAACAGUUUGUACAAACUGGACUAGUUUAAGGCAUCUUAUUAUUAUUAUUUUUUUAAUCCCCAAAAGUUUCCAGAAUCAAUGUUGUCUUCCAGAAGAUCGAACAUGCAGGGUCCCUCGUCUUAAUUCUCAGUGAAGUUUAUGGGGGAAACUAAGUGAAUGUUUUAUUUUCACUUGUUGGUUUUGGAGGCUGAUCACAGUCAAGAGAACCUGUAUGUGAAUAAAAAUGUAUGUUUUUGGUUUCAGUCAAUUAAAAUAAUCUGUUUAUUGGUAGAUUCUGUCUUUGUUCUGUUAACAAGACUGAAUUAAGUCUGAAUGCAAGUUUUCUUAUGAGUUGUUUGUUUUAUAAGGGAUUGUUGACUUUCUUUUUUAGAAAAUUCCUUGUUAACUUUAAGAUGACAUUCAGUGCCGUUUUGUGGGCUGCACUUCUUCAUGAUGUAGAACCAGAGAAAUUAUCUCUGAAAAGCAAAAUAUGAGUGAGGAAAGAUUGUAAUGUAGUGCAGCGCAUUUCUUUGAACUGCACUUUUAAAGGUGCAGAUGGUUUGAUCGUCACAGCCCCUUAAUUUCUGCGGAAUGAAAUGAUCAUUCAGAGUGGUUUGGUGUGAAAUGCUCUGUUCUAGAGAAACUAAGGCCCAUCCCAAACACAAAAGUACUCCAUCAAUGAAAUUACACAUUCACAGAUUAGCGUUGUGCAGUUAUGGAAGCGGAGAACAUUAGUGAUAUGAUAACAAAAUUAGAUCUCACAAAACCUUGUUAAACAGCAUCGCAUUACAAAUCUAAAGUUAUCUAGCAGUUUAUGAUCACUGUGGUCUGCAAAUACACAUCCAAACAACAUUCCAGAGCAGGGAAACACACCUUCCAGGCUUUAGGAAUAACUCGCCUUAAUAAUGCAGAAUGACCCACCAGCGAAGUUCACUGCUCGAAAAGAGAAGAUACACGAUGAUCUUUCAUCUGGGCAAACUUGCCAAACCCUUUCUCUCAAAGUCCACAAAUCCAUGAAUGAACUCAAGUGGGCAGGUGAGGAGAGCAGGAGAGUGUUUUUAGCUGCACUCACAAUUAGCCAUGUUUUUCUCUUGAACCUCUCUGGACUGAAGGCGCAGUUUUUGUCCUUUCCAGACUCAGUGAUGUUGAAAUCCUCUGGCUGGUGCACUCAAAAAAAUGAUUUUAUGGCCAUCAUAAACAUUAAACAAAUAUUUUACAUAAAACUUAUUUAAAAACAUUAAUAAUAAUAAACUUUACUUAUUUAUAUUCAUUAGAAGCAACCCAAUUUGGAUAAAUCCCAAACUGAUUUAAUUAAAUUGUAUAAGACCUGUUAGAUUUUUCCACUAAAUCUUAUUAGGAGGCAGUGCGCAUGUGCUAUAGUAACAGGAAACGCAUCAUCAACCAGGUAAUUGCUUCAGCUGGCAUGGUGGACAUGAAACAGCUCCAAUCUCCUGCCAUCCUUUGUUAUUCAGUGCAACUGCAAUGAAACAGUGAUGCGCAUUAACUUGUGUUUUUAAUGUUUUUGACCACAUAUUAAUGUUUUAUUUUGCUUAUUUUGAGAGAUACUCUAAACAACACCAGCGACCUAGCUAGCUAGCAUCCUUGUGUCUGCGGUCAUGUUAACGGGUACAAAAGGUAGAUUACAUAAACAGUGGGUGGGAUUCCGUUAAUAUUCAAAUCAACAGUUCAUGGUUUUUGUAACUGUAGGUGAUCUCAAAUUGCAUAAAUCCUACAAGCACUUCUAAUUUAAACAUUAAUUCAUUCAGGUUUAUUGAACAUGAUGGAGAAACAUAAAUUAUAAUACCAUUUUUUUCAUUGGAUUUAUGUAUUUAAACUGAAUGGAAAAUUGACAUGUAAUUAAAAAAACAUACGUUUUAACUAUUUUUUUGACUGUGGGUCCCAAACGUUUAAUCUCUAAUGUCUGCUCUAAUGGCUGGAACCAAAUUUACCUUUAACUUUGAUUUACUAACAUAACAAGAGACGGCGAUCCUCUGCUGUCUAGCACUGAGGAAAAGCGUAAUCAUAUAGACCUCAUAAGUUGUAAGCCAAUCGAAUCAGACCUGGGGAUGGUCUCUGGUGCUACUCACUCUGUAAAA
This is a messenger RNA of Colossoma macropomum (tambaqui), 6140 nucleotides long. RefSeq lists its product as uncharacterized. Lineage: Eukaryota; Metazoa; Chordata; Actinopteri; Characiformes; Serrasalmidae. The transcript is spliced from 3 exons. The coding region runs from base 49 to 2871 and encodes 940 amino acids. The record is from RefSeq and is a predicted model, not a curated record.